Molecule: messenger RNA, 2340 nt
Organism: Nymphaea colorata (pocket water lily)
Lineage: Eukaryota; Viridiplantae; Streptophyta; Magnoliopsida; Nymphaeales; Nymphaeaceae
Product: protein BZR1 homolog 2-like
Exons: 3
Coding region: 922-2046 (374 amino acids)
Biological process (GO): DNA-templated transcription; brassinosteroid mediated signaling pathway
Molecular function (GO): DNA-binding transcription factor activity
Source: RefSeq, a predicted model, not a curated record
GAAAUGAUUCUUUUGGUUUAGAGAUGGAGGGAUGUUUGUAGAUCCUACAUAUGAUAUUUCCUGUACCAAAAGGAGGGGGACCAAUGAGCAGAUAUUAGGUGGAACUAUGCUGGGGCAAAAGUGUUAUUCAUUCGAUGAGAUUUAUUCCCCGCAGCUACUUUUCCUUGAAAUAGGAACUUGUCUCUCUACGGCAGCCACAUUCAGUAAACAAUUACAUACAUAGACAUACAAGCCACGAUGCAAGAAAAAAACGACGUACAGAAGAAGAGAUACAUAUUGAGUCAUAGCACUCAAUUUUUUGUUGCUAAAUUUUCAAUAAUGUAUACUAAGAAUAAAAAUUGUAACUCAAGGUGGCCAUCAAAGUGAAGCAAUUGGCAAAUUAAUCCAUUCCAUGUGCAGAACAAUGUUCGUUAAGAACCAUCGUUAUAUUGCCACAUCCUAGAGAAAGCACGUUAGACAAAAGCUUAUGCAAAUGAAGAAUGGCCUCCGGAUAUUCCAGCCUGGUGGAUAACAACCUCGUGAACAAGAGAACAAAGGAGGAUGAUCACAAGCGAUGACUCUUUCUAGUUGAACCUGAACCACAACAGCAAACGGUGGAAGAGAAGAAAGUCGAGCGGAGAUGAUGAAGUCCCUUGAUUCCUCUCUUUCUGCUGAUCGAUCUCUUUCCUCUUUAUCUUCUCCCUUUCUCAAUCGAAUGCCUAUUAGCUAGCCCCAGGAACUUUGAGUUUCAAUCUCCUCUAGUCGAGAUUCACUCAAUCGGAGUGCUUCUCCACUUUCUUUGAUGAAGCCGUGAAAAUCAGAAUCAAGACUCCAUUCUCUUGAUGCAUCUGCGAGAGAAACGGAGCCCGAACAAAGAUACCUAGUUCGAUCAAGCGAAAAUUCUGGUUUGCGCGAGAAAAAGUAGAGGUUGAAAAUAGGCAAAUGGGCACGGGAUUGAAACCAAUUCGGGGCGAGCAUAUAUGGGACUCAUCAGGGAAUUCCCAUUGGCUCCCUGAAUGUGCAGAGAGCCAAGAGAGAGAGGCUGCUGGAAGACUGAGGAAGCACUUUACAAGGCGAUUUCAUGGAGGCUCUCAGGACGGCUUCCUCCUGAAACCAGAAACACCUCUCUCUCUCUCCCCCGCCAUUGUAGAGAGGGAGAGCAGUAGAAGCGGGGAUAGAAUGGAGUCGAUAUCGGAGGAGGAGGCGGCAGGAAUGAUGAUGGUGGAGCAGAGCGGGAAGGCAGGAUGGGGGAAAGGUGGGAGCAGGGCGAGCGCCACAGAGAAGGAGAAGACGAAGCUACGGGAGAGGCAGCGACGCUCCAUCACCACCAAGAUUUUCAGCGGGCUAAGGAAGCACGGCGGCUACGACCUCCCCCCUCGUGCCGACAUCAACGACGUCCUCCGCGCCCUCGCCGCCGAGGCUGGCUUUGUCGUCGAGCCGGACGGCACCACCUACCGAGCUCCCCAACGACAGCAGGGAUAUAGAUGCAGAACGCGGGGCGGUGAUCAACGCUUCACGCUGCCUAUGGAGAACCUAUUUGAUGCUGCAGCUACCUUAAGUGGGAGGCAGCAGGCAACAUUUGGUUGUUCAUUAAUUAGCAGUUUCAGGGAGCACAGCAACAUCUGCAUCGCCACCAUGGAAGCAAGAGGUCAUGCAGGUGAGGGCUCGUCCACCACUGCAUCUCCAUGCCGCAUGCCCAUUCCAGUCACUGCCUCCUCCUCCUCUUCGCGCCCACAACCACAACUUCUUCGGCCGGUCUUCGGACUUUCCUCUCUGGCCAGCUUUGCAUCCCCCACAUCGAGCGAGGACGUCAGUGCAGCCACUUGCAGAAGCUUCACUACUCUGAACCAUAAUCAAAUCUCUCUCUCUCUCAGCCAGGAUGAGUUCCCAGCCGGCCACGCGUCGGAACCAACUGCUGGGUUGCUGAUGAAUGGGUAUGGACUAGGGGGGAACAUCCCUACUUCCAUCCUCAUGCUCCAUGAUCAUGGGCAACACCCGUUACUGUUUCAAGAGACGUGGGCAUCGAAUCGAAACACUCCAACUGGAUCUCCACAAAGCCAAAUAUGAACUCAAAAUUUUCGCCCUCCAAUCCCUUUGAUUUGGUGGCAAAGAUCCCAGAAAAUUUCAAAUUUUGGACAUGCAAAGUUAUACUGAUCAAGGUAGUAAUAGGGGCUAGAAAUUGGUGCCAGUUUUUUUUUUUUUUAUUCUCCAAGACUUCGAGUGCACCUCGUACUUUUGUGGCCUUUCCUUGUGCUUCUAAUUUGUCUUCACAUCUUUGGCCCAUGGUGACAAGACGUUGUUUUGGUGUUAUCUUGAAACUGGUGUCUAACUUUUAUAAUGCACAAUAGGUAGAAAAAAAGG